Misgurnus anguillicaudatus (oriental weatherfish) is the source of this 2940-nucleotide messenger RNA. It is a transcript of the gene ankrd13b, whose product is annotated as ankyrin repeat domain 13B. Gene Ontology annotation, cellular component: cytoplasm. Gene Ontology annotation, molecular function: protein binding. Lineage: Eukaryota; Metazoa; Chordata; Actinopteri; Cypriniformes; Cobitidae. The record is from RefSeq and is a predicted model, not a curated record.
UUGUUACAUUUCCCAUAAAUAGUCGUAAUAAAACAACAUCCCACAACCAAUUUACUUCUCUAAAGUGAGUUUACAAAGUAAUUUAAAAGCAAAACAGAAUAUUAAAUGAGUAGUUCACCCAAAUAUGAAAAUUUUCCCAUGAUCUCAGACUUCAUUUCUUCAAUUUAAAUAUAAAAACAUUUGUUUGUCAUGUUACUGUACAAACGCUGCAGUCAUAUCUUAGAUGUGUUUUCCAACUCCUGCCUCGCCCCUCCAGACACCCACACCCAGAUGAAAGCCAUGUGAGAAAGAAAGAGAGCAGGGUUUAUGAAGAGGGGGAUGAGAAGAGAAAGAGAUACCUCUGCGUCGGGCACUUAGGGCGAGCUCUGCCUCCAAAAGCGCAGCGAGAUGAAGAGAACAGAGAACGAGUGAGCGAGGCCGAAAAGUGAGCAGGAGACAGACAGAUAGAGAAAAGAAAAGGGACAGACCCCGUAUCAACACUGCUAUUGGGUAGAUUUAGAAGUUUUAGACCCAAGGGGUCGGACUCCUUUGCACCUGGCAGUGACGCUAGACCACGUGGACUGUGCCCGUCUAUUACUCCAGCAUGGCGCCGACGUCAGCAAAGAAAACCGAAACGGCUGGACAGUGUUGCAGGAAGCCAUCAGCACACGUGACCCCGAGAUGGUGAGGCUGGCGCUGCGUUACCGUGACUACCAGCGCACCGCUAAACGAUUGGCCGGGAUCCCACGGCUGCUGGAGAGACUGCGACAGGCACAGGAUUUUUAUGUGGAGAUGAAAUGGGAGUUUACGAGCUGGGUUCCACUAGUGUCUCGUAUCUGUCCGAGUGACACAUAUCGGGUGUGGAAGAGUGGUCAGUGCCUGCGGGUGGAUACUACACUCAUGGGAUUUGAACAAAUGACCUGGCAAAGAGGCAAUCGCAGUUUCAUAUUCAAGGGUCAAGACUCUAGCGCUACGGUAAUGGAAGUGGAUCAUGACAGACAGCUGGUGUUCUGCGAGACGCUCCCAAGCCUGUCUUCCUCUUCUUCCUCACCUGCCUCCCCUUCCUCUAGGCAGUGCACUACCUCUUUAAACCUUCUCGGGGCGCUGCAGCCCAGCGACAAACAGGUGGCGGCACGUCUAUCUGCUCCUGUGGUUGCCACGCAGCUUGAUCCCAGGAACAUCUCUUUUGAGAGGAAUAAAACUGGGAUUCUUGGCUGGAGGAGUGAAAAGACAGAGAUGGUUAAUGGGUAUGAAUCAAAGGUUUAUUGCGCCUCUAACGUAGAAUUGAUCACGCGGACACGUACUGACCAUCUCACCGACCAGAACAAAACAAAAGCUAAAGGCGGUAAGACGCCUCUGCAGUCAUUCCUGGGUAUUGCCGAACAGCAUGUGGGGCCAAACAAUGGACACACUAUGGUGACUCAGAUAUCGUGCCCUGUUACGAACCCUUCGGCCCUGACAGCUGAGGAAUACUUUAAUCCCAGUCUGAGUCAGAGUCCGAGAGACAUCGGCCAGCCUUGUCACCUCACCACCAAAACGCAAAGAUUCAAAGCUAAGCUUUGGUUGUGUGAAUCGCAUCCUUUAUCUCUGGCGGAGCAGGUCGUUCCUAUCAUUGACCUCAUGGCCAUCUCCAACGCCCUGUUUGCUAAACUUCGGGAUUUUAUCACCUUACGCCUGCCCCCUGGAUUCCCUGUCAAGAUAGAAAUUCCCAUCUAUCACAUCCUGAACGCUCGCAUCACCUUCGGGAACCUGAAUGGCUGCGAGGAGGGUGGAGUGCUUCGGGUGGAGGGUGAAGGACAGAAGGAGAGUCCCAAGACUGAGACACCGUCUCCAGGCAGCGACUCCUCCAGCGUAUCCAGCUCCAGUUCCACGAGUAUGAAUCAACCUGCAUACAAAUACUCAGGUCGUGGAUGGGAGAUUCCACCCAGUGUGUUUGAAGCACCGCGAGGCUACAGCGUGUUAGGAGGAAACCAGAGGCAGAACAUAAGAGAAGAAGAAGAUGACCUGCUGCAGUACGCCAUACAACAGAGUCUGAUAGAAGCUGGAUCAGAGUAUGACCAGGUGACCAUCUGGGAAGCUUUGACCAACAGUAAACCAGGGACACACCCUUCGCCCUGUGACCCGAACCGCCUUGAAAGAACCCCACAGCACAAACCCAGCCCUGCGGAGAGCCCUCGAAGCACACCGACCAAUAAGCCACCACGCAGCUACAACGAGCAGCUGCGUUUAGCCAUGGAGCUGUCCGCCCGCGAACAGGAAGAGGCGGAGCUUCGUCAAAGACGAGAAGAAGAGGAGCUGCAACAUAUCAUACAGCUGUCACUCAUGGAGAAGUGACAAAGCUCCAGGGCCUACGGGAAACUAAGUGGUGGGAGGAGCAUGCCUGGGGAUAUACAACGAACGUGAGCUGCGAUUGGUCGAUUGGUUCAAAUGCCCCGUCCUCUUCUUCCACUUGCUCAGAUCUCUGGGCUUGUCUUCACUUUGAAAGUUUACAACCACCACACACUACGAACUAAACCCACUAACUGACCAGUACCAAUCUGGUGCUCUCUUGGACAGAAGGGCCAGUCUGUGCUGCGUACCUUAGCGUUGUUUUUAAAAGCCAUCAUCCCAUCGCUCAGCCAGAGACUCGGUGGUAGUGCUGAAUUCAGAAGGAAAUGUUAAAUGUCACGUUUUAGUUUUACGCAGGCACAUUUUGGUUUUAAACAGGCACAUUGCCUCCUCUUGGAAAGGGGAUGGAGAAUAGAGGCACAUUACAAUAGAGGAAAACAUGUUUGUAAAAGCAAUGUUUGAUUUCUCUAGUGUGUAAGCACCCUGAAGGGAACAUCUGACAGCUGAUCGGCAGCUAUUCUCUGUUCUUUAUGUCAACAGCAUGAUUUAUUAUUAUUAUUACUAUCAUCAGCCAGAUUGAUUAUUACUAAUUAUGUAAUAUGAACUGAAACUAAUACAGAAAAGAUAACCAUU